CUCCUUCCCGCCUCCCAACCCCAAACCGCGGCUCAUCCUCGAGGGCGGAGAGAAGUGGCAUUUGAGUCCUCCGGUAUCCCAGCAGGCAGUGCAGCCUAGAGACGCUGACAAAGGAGCGGAGGAGCAGUCGCAGCUGCUUUCCGAGGAAGCCGGUGUUGCCGAGAUUGCCAAAAUGCUUUGGAGUUUUUAACUCAAUCUAAGAAAAAUCCAAAAUAGAUUUGAGAGUGUAAAAACAGAAACCACAGCAAGGGGGAUUCAGUGCCAAUGCAUCAACAAAAAAGACAACCAGAGUUAGUGGAAGGAAAUCUUCCUGUUUUCGUGUUCCCCACGGAGCUCAUAUUUUAUGCAGAUGAUCAGUCAACACAUAAGCAAGUGUUGACACUGUACAAUCCCUAUGAGUUUGCCUUAAAGUUCAAAGUUUUGUGUACUACUCCAAAUAAGUAUGUUGUCGUUGAUGCUGCAGGUGCAGUAAAGCCUCAGUGUUGUGUGGAUAUUGUGAUUCGUCAUAGAGAUGUUCGAUCGUGUCACUAUGGCGUGAUAGACAAAUUCCGUCUCCAAGUUUCCGAGCAAAGCCAAAGGAAGGCUUUGGGAAGAAAAGAGGUUGUUGCUACUCUUCUCCCAUCAGCAAAAGAACAACAAAAGGAAGAAGAGGAAAAAAGAAUAAAGGAACAUUUAACUGAAAGUUUAUUUUUUGAGCAGUCGUUUCAACCAGAAAACAGAGCUGUCUCCUCAGGACCUAGUUUACUAACUGUCUUCCUGGGAGUGGUGUGCAUUGCAGCCCUCAUGCUGCCUACACUGGGGGAUGUGGAAUCGCUGGUGCCUCUCUACCUCCACUUAAGUGUGAAUCAAAAAUUAGUGGCUGCUUAUAUCUUAGGUCUUAUCACAAUGGCCAUACUUAGAACAUGAGCAAGGAUUUCAGUUGACUUCUGAAGUAACUGUCUUGAACAUAUGAAUGUGGACUGCCUUUUAUCUCUAUUUCACUGCAUUAACAUGCUACCAACUAUAGAAUGAUUUGAAAUAAUUUCAAAUGUAUAAUAUAUAUUUUAAAUUACUCUAUAAUUUGAAGGACUGCAUAACAUUGUAUUACAGACGGCAAGGAUGCUUCUGAGUGACACGUAGGAAAUUAUUUGAAGAAGUUCUUUUUAUAUCUAUACCUGGUGUGCAAAAGACUUUAAAACAUUUGUUAUUUUCUCAUCUUUUUUCUAAUUCCCUUUGAUUACGAGGGGUCACGUAUGCUUUAAAGUUACAAGACUAAAAGAGCAAACUGGCCUAAAACUAAAAUGACAUUUAUUCCCUACCUACAAACAUCAACCUGAUUAUGUAAAUUAUACCUUGCCCUCUAUCAUUAUAAAUGGUUGCCAUGGUGUUUCUAAAAAUAAUUGUUUUACCAUUAAUGUGUAGAGGGCAAACAAAGCGUAAAGUACUAAGGGAUCAUGCUUAUUCUAGGGUCUCACAGAAGACAGGACAUGUUUAGUUCAUCUUGUGAAUUACAGAAUGGAUUGUGGUCCAGACACCAAACAUCAUAUGGGGUUAAAAAAAAGAAAAACAACCUAAUAGAAGUAGGAUGACCUCUCUCUUUGGUCUGAGAGUUCUAAAGGAAGGUAGGCAUCUGUUUAGUUAGUUGGUUCAACCUGGCUUUACCUCUGGUUAAUGCUUUGUGUUAAUAGGAAGGAAACAUCACUUUAUCUUUUCUUCCAAGCCCCUUCCCCGCCUGACUUGCCCAGACUGGGAUUACCAGAUACCAGGUGAUUUAUGUGGAGAUUAUUUUUCACCUCUAAGCCAAGUAGAGGAAGCUCUUGAUAGCUGUGUCUAUUUUAUAUCAGUCACUGAGACUUUUUUUUAAGGUUUUAUUUAUUAUUAAGACAACUUUGCCAAAAAAAAGUCCCCCAAGCACAACUAUUUACAUUUCUCUAUAGCCUCUUCUGAUCUCUAACACAUAUAUGCAGUUUUAACUGUUAUUGUCAUAGUAACUGAUCUUUUGUCUUAGGAUUUUUACCUGAAAGCACAAUGCAUUAAGUCUCUUUAAAAUCAUCUUUCAGAUCUUUUUACAGAAUGAACUUAUGCACUGCUACUGUAGUAUUCUCAAGGAAUAUAUGUAAACACAAAUGUAUGCCUGAAGUUGGUUUUAGCAGAAAACGUCUCUGCUUCUAAAAACUUUUAUGUCUAGUCUUCCAUAGGAAAUCCUCAUUGUUUAACCAUGUGGGGAGCAUAAGUCAUUAAACGAAUCAUAUCUGUACAUUGUGUAAUGAAUGAAAAGCACAUAAAUGUAAUCUACUUUGAACUUUGUAAAAAAAUCAUGUGUGGAGGCUAUUCUUGUUUAUCCAUCUCAAGUCCUGUGUGUGCACAUGUGUGCAAGUGCACAUACACAUGUGUGUGUGAUAACACAUUGUAAAGAACAGAAAUUACUUAAAAAAAUAAAAUAAACAAAAAUGGAGACCUGAGCUUC
Molecule: messenger RNA, 2446 nt
Organism: Saimiri boliviensis boliviensis (Bolivian squirrel monkey)
Lineage: Eukaryota; Metazoa; Chordata; Mammalia; Primates; Cebidae
Gene: MOSPD1
Product: motile sperm domain containing 1
Cellular component (GO): cytoplasm
Source: RefSeq, a predicted model, not a curated record